CACGACAGAAAGCAGCAGCGCUCCUCCUCGGCUAUAUAGGCAGAGAGACGCCACAAUAAGCAAGCAAAGGCUGCCAGAGGGUAGAGAGGAGCGCACAGGCAAUCCACGUCCAUCUGCCAGCCACUUAGGACCGCACCGCGUUCACAGUCCGGAUUUCGGCACAGCUGUCCCGCUAAUACUACCAGGAAAAUGUCUGCCCCAGCCGGAGCUCCUGCACCAGAGGGAGGGAAUCAGCCCCCCAACCUCACCAGCAACCGCCGUCUGCAGCAGACACAGGCACAAGUGGAUGAGGUGGUGGAUAUCAUGCGUGUAAACGUGGAUAAGGUUCUGGAGCGUGAUCAGAAGCUGUCAGAACUGGACGACAGGGCCGAUGCCCUGCAGGCUGGAGCCUCUCAGUUUGAGACCAGUGCUGCAAAACUGAAGAAUAAAUACUGGUGGAAAAAUGCCAAGAUGAUGAUUAUCCUGGGUGUGAUAUGCGUGAUUGUCCUCAUCGUCAUUAUUGUGUACUUCAGCACCUAAGAAGAGUUGCUCCUACCCCAGUCUGACCCCAACUUCCUUGCUACAGAAAAAAAACAAACAAAACCCUCAAAUUGAAGACAAAAUUAACCACAGAUUAAUUUAUUAUAUAUAAAUAUAUAUAUAUAAAAAGCUCCCCGAUUAGCCUCGAUAUAACACCCCUAAACCCUUCAGGGCCCCAUGGCUCCCCCACUUCCACCACCUUGCCUCUGGACCCCUGUCAAUAUUUGUCCUGUGAGUGUGUGGCCCUGUCUCCUUUCUGGGUACUCUUGGCUUUUCUAACCUGCCAUACCGAGAACCAAACACUUGUGACGAUGCAACAACAGAAAAGGAAACACCGAUUGGCGAUAAUUGUUACAUAACUGAUAUAUAUAUAGUUCUUUGUAGAGUUUUAUUCUGAUAUAUAUAUACUGUUUUGUAGGUGUGCGUGCGUGUGCGUGCGUGUGCAUUUUGUACUUUUUAUUUUUUGUAUUAAUUUUACGUAUGCUUCAGCGUUAACUACUGCCUAUUAAUCGGAAGUGUGUAUCUUGCAUGUGCUCAUCAUCCGUCCGUCCCCGGCUGAUUCUCUCUUUUUGGUGUGUUUUUUUUUUUUUUGCACAGUGGAGUUCGUCUCCAUCUAACUCCUGGAAUUGAUUUUCAUGUGCGUUAUCCACUGAGAAAGUCCAAAAAUAAUAAGAAGCCACAGAGCUAAAACUUGUGCGUUAUCAAGUUACAGAAAUUGGAGUUAUUCCACCAACAGGUUACUCCUGGUUCAACUUUCUCUAACUUGAUACCAUCCAACAAAAACAAAAAAAAAACAAGUCUUAGCUUCUUUGAUGGCUUUUUGAGAGAGUUAUUGCUCACUGAUCCUGAUCAAAACACACAAAUAAUGCAUGAAUUGUGAAAGAAAUAAUCCUC
Molecule: messenger RNA, 1413 nt
Organism: Stegastes partitus (bicolor damselfish)
Lineage: Eukaryota; Metazoa; Chordata; Actinopteri; Pomacentridae
Gene: vamp2
Product: vesicle-associated membrane protein 2
Exons: 5
Coding region: 190-519 (109 amino acids)
Biological process (GO): vesicle-mediated transport
Cellular component (GO): membrane
Source: RefSeq, a predicted model, not a curated record